Messenger RNA from Talaromyces rugulosus, 3342 nucleotides. RefSeq lists its product as uncharacterized. Bases 1 to 3342 code for a protein of 1113 amino acids. The transcript has a single exon. The record is from RefSeq and is a predicted model, not a curated record. NCBI's taxonomy places the organism in Eukaryota, Fungi, Ascomycota, Eurotiomycetes, Eurotiales, Trichocomaceae. Gene Ontology annotation, molecular function: ATP hydrolysis activity; ATP binding.
AUGUCGAUCGCAGUUUCAAAAACCCCGUCCGCGGUGCCUCCCACGAACGAAGAGAUUUCGUCGCUUCUUAACACUAUAUUGGCGGCCCAGACUUCGCAACAGUCGCUGGACGCCUCCUAUGCUCUCACCAACCUUCUUAUCAACUCUGUUGGUUUCCGGGGGCUCCUCAGCCACAAUAUCCUGCCGGAAGUGAAGAAAGCCGCAGCCGACAAGAAAAAUGGCGCAAAAAGAGAGAGUGCUAUGCUUAUAAUCGGUGCCUUGUUCGAACAGUUUCCUCGCAAGGACCCACUCAGUGAAGUCGUUUUCCUCAUUCAGGAUGGUGGCGUUCUCAACCUUGCCUUGGACGCACUUUCCGACAAGGGAGCUGUUGUCCGUGAUGCCGCCCAGUAUGCUGUAGAUGCUCUAUUUGCUGGCCUCAAGGUUGAAUCUCUCAUCAACGCACUUCUCCCGGCCGUUCUCCGCUAUCUGAGCAAAAGUACCGGCAAGUGGCAGGGCGCCGUGGGCGCCUAUGCGCUGUUGGAAAAAAUGGCCGAUAAGGCUAAAAUAGGCACUGGUACCAAGGAUGAAGAACGCCAGAAGGACCUCCUCCGUGAGGCUAUGGGAAAUACUCUUAAGGAAGUGAUUCCGGUUGUGGAAUCGGGAAUGCACGAUCUCAAGAACGAAGUCUCCAAGCAGGCUCUCAAGACAAUGACUGCUGUCACGACACUUAUCACGAACGAAGAUGUUCUUCCUCGAAUUCCGCUACUUAUCACGGCCAUGGAGAAGCCAUCUUCCGAGAGUCUUCAGAAGACAAUCCACGCUUUGUCGCAGACUACAUUCGUUGCCAUUGUUACCUCUCCUGUCCUGGCGCUCUUGACGCCUCUUCUCGAGCGAUCGCUCAACACGCCAACCACUUCUCAGGAAGUUCUCCGCCAGACCGUGGUUGUCGUCGAGAACUUGACAAAGCUGGUUCAUGAUCCCACUGAAGCUCGAACUUUCCUCCCCAAAUUGAAGCCCGGUGUCCAAGGAGUCAAGGACCGUGCCUCCCUUCCCGAAGUCCGGGAGCUAGCUACCAGAGCUCUGGAUGUGAUCCAGAAAGCUAUGGGUGACGGUCAAGGAGAUGUGGCCGAUGGCGCCGUUGUUAGGACCAGCCCAGAAGAUGUGCUUAAAAUUUUGGACGCCAGGAUUAUCGCUCAUGGUGGUGCAGCACAGCCCGGCGAGGCGGCUUUCUUUGACAAUGUCAAAUCGUACAUUGCCGGCAUGGUCCGUGAAGAUAUCGAUGUUAGAAUGCUUGAUCGUAUUCCUGAAUGUGUGGGGCCUUACCUGCGCACCUUGGUCCAGGAUGGACAAAAUGAUGCCGUGGCUGCUGAAGUGCAGCAACACUUUAUCGAGGAAGAUCAGCGCAGGUUUGGUGUACCUGUCCAGGAAGAUGACGGCGAGGUCGAGAUCGUCAAUGCCGACUUUUCUCUUGCCUACGGUGGUAUGCUCCUGUUGUCUCACACCAACCUCCGACUCCUGAAAGGCCACCGCUACGGUCUAUGUGGUCGCAAUGGUGCCGGAAAGUCGACUCUCAUGCGAAGUAUCGCAAACGGAAAGUUGGAAGGUUUCCCUGCCAAGGAAGUUCUUCGAACCUGCUUCGUCGAGCACAACCAAGGCGAAAGUGCCGAUCUCAGCAUUUUGGAAUUUUGCUCCAAUGAUCCCGAACUCCAGCAAGUCAGCAAGGAUGAGAUUUCAGCAGUUUUGUCUGAGUUCGGCUUCACUGACGGCCCGGAGGGCCGACAGUCGCAAAAGGUUGGAUCUCUCUCUGGUGGAUGGAAGAUGAAACUCGCUCUUGCGCGUGCCAUGCUUAUGAAAGCCGAUGUCCUUUUGCUUGAUGAACCUACCAAUCACCUGGACGUCGCCAAUGUCAAGUGGCUGCAGGAGUACUUGAAAUCGCACACCAAUAUCACGAGCUUGAUCGUCAGUCACGACUCUGGAUUCCUGGAUGAAGUCUGCACCGACAUUUAUCACUACGAAAGCAAGAAGCUCGUUUGUUACAAAGGUAACCUAGCAGACUUUGUCAAGGUGAAGCCCGAAGGAAAGAGUUACUACACUCUUUCUGCAUCCAAUGUUCAGUUCAAGUUCCCUGCCCCGGGUAUCUUGUCGGGUAUCAAAUCACAAACGAGGGCUAUUCUGCGUAUGACCAAUUGCACAUACACCUAUCCUGGAGCCAGCAAACCGUCUCUUGAAGACGCCUCUGUUACUCUUUCUCUGUCAUCACGCACUGCUAUUAUCGGAGGCAAUGGUGCCGGAAAAUCGACAUUCAUUAAGAUGCUCACGGGUGAGACUGUUCCUCAGACUGGCCGAGUCGAAAAGCAUCCCAACCUGCGAAUUGGUUACAUCAAGCAGCAUGCUCUAGAGCACGUUGAAAUGCACCUUGAGAAGACUCCUAACCAGUAUUUACAAUGGCGAUACGCCAACGGUGAUGAUCGUGAGGUCUACCUCAAGCAGACCCGCAUUCUGACCGACGAAGAACGCGAGCAGAUGGAGAAACCUGUCGAUCUUGGUGAUGGCAGCGGCGGUCGUCGUAUCGAAGCACUUAUCGGUCGACAAAAGUGGAAGAAGUCAUUCCAGUAUGAAGUCAAGUGGGUGGGACUACUCCCCAAAUACAACACUAUGAUUUCUCGGGAAACCUUGACCUCACUGGGAUUCUCCAAGCUGGUUCAAGAAUUCGACGACCACGAAGCAUCCCGUGAGGGUCUAGGAUACCGCGUUCUCGAGCCCAAGGUCAUCUCCAAACAUUUCGAGGAUGUCGGUCUGGACCCUGAAAUCGCCAAUCACAAUGAGAUCUCGGGUUUGUCAGGUGGCCAAAAGGUCAAGGUUGUCUUGGCCGGUGCCAUGUGGAACAACCCUCACUUGCUGGUUCUGGACGAACCCACCAACUUCUUGGAUCGUGAUUCUCUAGGAGGCUUAGCCGUCGCCAUUCGCGACUACAAGGGUGGUGUUGUCAUGAUCUCUCACAACGAAGAAUUUGUCGGUGCCCUGUGCCCCGAACAAAUCCACAUCGCCGAUGGUCGCAUCACCCAUCGCACAAACGCGGCGGUCUCUCUCGACCGCUUCGAAGACAGCCAGCCUGGUUCUCCCGUGCCUGGUAGCGCCGUUGCCAGCACUGUUGCUAGCUCAGUCGUGUCCAGCGCCGCUGCGUCUGCCGCAAACUCUGGCGCUGAGGAUACCGGAGAGUUGAAGUUCAAGGCCAGAAAGAAGAAGAAGCUGACUCGCGCUCAAUUGAAGGAGCGUGAAGCCCGUCGACGUCUGCGUCACAUUGAAUGGCUCAACUCUCCCAAGGGAACUCCCAAGCCAGUGGACACCGAUGAUGAAGCCUAA